Cavenderia fasciculata is the source of this 2496-nucleotide messenger RNA. RefSeq lists its product as uncharacterized. NCBI's taxonomy places the organism in Eukaryota, Evosea, Eumycetozoa, Acytosteliales, Cavenderiaceae. The coding region runs from base 1 to 2496 and encodes 831 amino acids. Gene Ontology annotation, cellular component: cytoplasm. The record is from RefSeq and is a predicted model, not a curated record. The transcript has 4 exons.
AUGGGUAAUUCAGCUAGUAAAAGAGGUGGUGAUCAAGACACCAAAUUUACUUUAGUCACUGGUAUUUACAAGGACUGUGAUUGGGAUCCAAAGGUUAUUAGAAAACUAGUACUCGAUAAGAAGAUAUCUCCUUUAUAUCCUGGUGUAGAUACAGAAGCUCCUUCAUUAGAGGAAUGUCCUAUAUGUCUAUUGAAACCAAUGGCAGAGUUGAGUACUAUAUUAUGCCCAUUUUGUAAUCAUUCAUCUUAUGGUGUAGUAUAUACUGGACCAUUAUCACAAGAGGAAGUACAAAAAGAUGAGAUUGAAAAGGCAAAAGUGUUAGAGUUGACGAUUCAAAUGAAAAAAGAGGAGAAUGAAAAGGCCAAGGUAGGAGGGUUUUCUCCGCCAAAGACAUUGGUUCCACCUCCUAUCGUCUACUCUCCACCACCUCCUCCACGAAACAUACCACCUUCACGCAACACUAGAUCGUCUUCUCAAUCACAUUCACAAAACUCUUCUUUCCAAGAUAUGAUCUACUCUGGAUCCUACUCUGAGAAAGAGGUUGAGGAACUUAUGGUUUUAGAGGCAAUUAGAUUAUCUCUUCAACAACAAACUCCACCACCACCAUUCCCAACUACGACCGCAUCAACCUCCCCUUCCUCCUCUAUUGCUCCUACUAAUACUGAUAAUAGUAGUAGUAAUCAUAUCAACAAUGGUAAUGAUGAUACUACCACAACAACUACAACCACCACCUCAACUAAUAACAACAACAACAAUGUAAAUAAGAAUGAACAAGAUGAAGAAUUUUUAGAUGAAAUUGAAGAUCUAGAAAUGAAACUCUCAAAUAUAGAAAUUGAAAUUGAUCAAAUGGAUGAAAAGAAAGUUGACCAACAACAACAACAAGUGGAACAAGUAAAAGAAGAGGAUAAAGAAAAAGAAGAAGAAGAGGUAGAAGAGGAAACUUCAACAACAAAUACAACCAUACCAUUACCAAAACCAAUAGAUAGUCAAGUUGAAAAUACUCAAGCAAUUGGAAAACAAGAAGAAGAAGAAAAAAAGAGUAAAAAGAACUUUUUUGCAGAAGAUGAAGACUUUUCAUUUAAUGUAUCAACUGAUGCUUUAAAGAAAAUCUCUGGUACUGGUGACAAUCAUAAUAAUAAUAAUAUGAAUAAUAAUAAUGUAAAUAGUGAACUUGUUAACAAAUCCGAUAACAAUAAGUGUAAUAAUAAUGUAUCCAAUAAUAAUAAUAAUAAUAAUAAUAGUAUAUUUGAAGAUGAUGAUAGUUAUAAUAUAUCAAUCAAAUCACCAUCCAAGACGGUUCAAACCCUAACCACUGUUUCUACAACUGUUUCCACUUCUACGACCACGACCACCACUACGACCACCUCUACCACAACUACUACAACCACUUUGGGUGACCAAGAAGCUUUACUCGCUAUCACCUCACCACUUGCGACUGGCAAGGAACCAAUCACAUCUACCAAUACUGGUGGUGCUACUCCCAGCAGCAACAGCAAUCUUUCAUUGGGGUUGAUUACAGGUGGCGAUGACAAUCAGAGUCUCUACCACUCGAAUUGUGCAACCGUCUCGACUAGUAUACUAGACGAUCACAGUAACAUAGAUGUAGAGUUGCGUAGUGAAGGGUCGAUAUUUAGUCGCGAGGAAAUGACAAGUCAAGACGAAUACUUUUUGGAGCGAGAAGAGGACACUGACCCCAUGAACUUGGGAGGGCAGGGUGUCUCGGGUGCUACCCCCUCUGGCUUCUCUCUCUUUGAUGAGAAGCUUCACAGAUCACUUUACAACCUCUCUCACUCGAGACAGUCCUCUACCAACAGCAACGCUUCUGACCUCUUGUCAACAAAGUCACACCUCAAGAGCAAGAGUAACAGCAAAUUGGGUGGAUCAUUCUACAAACAGAGCAAACAAGAGAGCACAAGCGAUACCAUCAGCGUACACUCUUGUUCAGACGAUGGAAUUGGAUCAAGUGGGAAUUCUUUGAUUAUCAACUCUAUGAUGGUGAUUGGUGCAAGUGGUAAUAAUACAUCAUCACCAUCUGUUCCCAACAAAGAAACACCUCUUACUACAGCAGUCAAAUUGGCAAAGACCAAUAAUAGUAAUAUGAAUAUGAAUAUGAAUGAAAGAUUGAUCGCUUCUUCAUCUGAAGAUUCGAUUCAAAUGGAAACAUCUUCAAUCAACUCUAUGGCUACCACGGCAAUCAAGACAGACGAUCUAACUACAUCAUCAGAUCUUUUUUUAAAUAAUAUUCAAAACGAACCAGAAGAAAUCAAAGAGGAAGAGGAAGAGGAUACAGAGGACAGGGAGCAAGUGGAAGAGGUUGGACAACAAGGCAUUAAUAAUAAUAAUAAUAGUAAUAGCGAAUUAGAACAACAACAACAACAAGAGGAACAAGACAAUGAAGAUAUUCUAAACAAGAAUGAAUUUUCAACUCAACCUUAUUUAGUUAAUAAUACAACCUUGUCAAAUUCCUUAAAUAUUUCAAAUGAUUGUACUCAUUAA